AUGGCUGGGAAUAAAGGAAGAGGACGUGCAGCUUAUACCUUUAAUAUUGAAGCAGUUGGAUUUACCAGAGGUGAAAAGUUACCUGAUGUAGUAUUGAAGCCUCCCCCAAUAUUUCCUGAUACAGAUUAUAAACCAGUGCCGCUGAGAACAGGAGAAGGUGAAGAGUAUAUGCUGGCCUUGAAACAGGAGUUGAGAGAAACAAUGAAAAGAAUGCCUUAUUUUAUAGAAACCCCUGAAGAAAAACAAGAUAUUGAAAGGUAUAGUAAAAACCAUAUGAAAAUAUACAAAGAAGAAUGGGUACCAGAUUGGAGGAGGCUCCCAAGAGAGAUGAUGCCAAGGAAAAAAUGCAAAAAAGCAGGCCCCAAAUCCAAAAAGGCAACUGAUGCCAGCAAAGUCGCUUCACUCACUAAUAGUACAGAUGUGUUGAAAAGAAUUGAGGAAAAUGACUACAUUAAUUCUUACUUCGAAGAUGGAGAUGAUUUUGGUGCAGACGUGAUGACAACAUGGAUGAAGCAACCUAUUAGCUAUGGUAUUUCUCAAAAAAGUUUUAUGGUACAGUUUAUGGACAUAGGGACAGGCCCUCCUGUAUCUUUUUAUAAAAUUUUGGGGGAAAAUACCGAAAAACCUCAGCCUCCAAAGACUGUAACAAAUGCCAAAGAUAUUCAAGGAAAUUGA
Molecule: messenger RNA, 675 nt
Organism: Orycteropus afer afer
Lineage: Eukaryota; Metazoa; Chordata; Mammalia; Tubulidentata; Orycteropodidae
Gene: POLR3G
Product: RNA polymerase III subunit G
Biological process (GO): cell population proliferation; transcription by RNA polymerase III
Cellular component (GO): RNA polymerase III complex
Source: RefSeq, a predicted model, not a curated record